AUGUGGGUUCUGGACAAGAUCCGUGGGUCAGUAGAGACCACUGUUCUCCGGCGGGGGGAGAAUGGGGACAAGGACGGCAAUACUCCAGUCUACAGCAACGUCCUCACCCCUGAUAAGAUCCCUGACUUCUUCAUUCCCCCCAAGCUGGUCUGCUGCCCCCCAGAGCCUGAGACCCUGGACGUCGUCAAGCCCAAGGAGGGGCUGCGGCCCUCGGCCUCUGAGCAGAACAUUGGCAGUAAGAAAAUCAGCAGCCCUCGCAGCCCGCGUCUGGUUGCCAAGCUGGCUGGAGACACCAAGAACCUGUUGAGGGCCGCCAACCGUCACAUUAUCCAGAUAGAGAGCGCUGAUGACGUGGUGGCAGAGGACACAAACGCUGACCCUCAGUCUCAGACCGCUAUGUCACUGCCCUACGUCCCCAAGACCCAGACUUCCUAUGGUUUUGCCACUUUGAUGGAGAGCCCCCACACCCGCCGCAAGGAGUCCCUUUUCCACUGUGACCAGACCAGCCCCCUGACCUCUCCCAACUCCCAGAGGAAGGGGAAGAGCAGCGUUAGCGAAUGCAACCACCUCAACCCCCCUGACUUCAACGCCUCUCACAACCCGUACCGCUACUUUAGUGGAGGGGAGAGUGAUACCUGUUCCUCGGCUGAGUCCUCUCCCUUCAACUCCCCACUUCUCUCCCGCUCUGCCUCGCUGCUCAAAGUCUUCACCCACGAGACACAGGCCAAGGUGGUGAAAGCCAAGAGGACGUUUGCCCGCCACAGCUCCUUGUCCACAGACGAGUGCAGCUCGACCGAGCCCAGUCCCAACGUGCUGCGGCGCCUCCACUCCUCUUCACUCCAUGGCGGUGGGCCGUCGGACCGAGAGCACACAGUCAACCUACACAAGGGUGGCAGGGUGAGGCUCAGCGCCGACUACGAUGCUGGCACGGCCCGCCUGCGCAUCCGCAUUCUGGCUGCCGAAGAGCUCUACGACAAGAUGUACGACAUUAAGAGUAUCAACUGCUGCGUGUCACUGUACCUCAACCCUGGCAAGCUGCAGAAACAGAGGAGCACUAUCAUCAAGAACAGCCGAAAUCCUGUGUUCAACGAGGACUUCUUCUUUGACUCUGUGACCUCAGUGCAGGUGAAGAACCUAGCAGUGAAGAUCAAGGUGGUGAAUAAGGGCACCAGCCUGAAGAGAGACACUCUGCUGGGGGAGAGAGAGAUCCCUCUGGGGAAGCUGCUCCAUGGCCUCUAG
Molecule: messenger RNA, 1239 nt
Organism: Salvelinus namaycush (lake trout)
Lineage: Eukaryota; Metazoa; Chordata; Actinopteri; Salmoniformes; Salmonidae
Product: C2 calcium-dependent domain-containing protein 4C-like
Exons: 1
Coding region: 1-1239 (412 amino acids)
Source: RefSeq, a predicted model, not a curated record